Molecule: messenger RNA, 2766 nt
Organism: Platichthys flesus (European flounder)
Lineage: Eukaryota; Metazoa; Chordata; Actinopteri; Pleuronectiformes; Pleuronectidae
Gene: ptger3
Product: prostaglandin E receptor 3 (subtype EP3)
Exons: 2
Coding region: 46-1263 (405 amino acids)
Biological process (GO): positive regulation of cytosolic calcium ion concentration; negative regulation of gastric acid secretion; inflammatory response
Cellular component (GO): plasma membrane
Molecular function (GO): prostaglandin E receptor activity
Source: RefSeq, a predicted model, not a curated record
CCGGAGCAGUGUGGAGCGUGAGAGGAUGCUGGAGACACACACGCGAUGCUCACUGCUAUGUGUAGGUUUAUCCUUCCCCAAAGGAUGACUGCGGACGGUUGUGACUCUGUGGAGGGCUUGCAAACAUCGGCUGCAGAUAUGCUGAGCGCCAACAUCUCCAAGACAUUGCGCGAAGACAAUGUCACCAAGAACUCCAGCUGUGGAUCCGUAUCAGUGGGUUUCCCUAUCACCAUGAUGAUCACCGGCAUGGUGGGCAACUCUCUGGCUCUCAUCCUGGUCUACGUCUCCUAUAUAAAGAAGGAGAACAAAAGGAAAAGGUCGUUCCUGCUUUGCAUUGGAUCUCUGGCGCUCACUGAUCUGUUUGGACAGCUGCUGACGAGCCCAAUAGUCAUAUCAGUUUACAGAGCUGACCUGAGCUGGGAGCGCAUCGACUCAUCGGGCAAACUUUGCGCCUUUUUCGGCGUGUGCAUGACAACUUUUGGCCUGUGCGCGCUCUUCUUGGCCAGUGCCAUGGCGAUUGAGAGGGCCAUGGCGAUAACGAACCCACACUGGUACUCCAGCCAUAUGAGGACAAGUGUGACUAAGCAGACCCUGGCUGCCAUCUGGUUCCUGGUGCUGCUCUUUGCGCUGCUGCCCAUCGUGGGGGUCGGGGAGUAUACGCGUCAGUGGCCGGGCACCUGGUGCUUUAUCAGCAUCGGAGACAGAGAGGUCCCAGGCAACAUGUUCUUCGCCAUCACUUUCGCGGUGCUGGGGAUUUUCUCUCUGCUGGUGACCCUGUCCUGUAACGUGGUGACGAUCCGGGGCUUGAUUGUCCGGUGCAAAACCAAGUCCGGCACGUCCCAGUCCUCCAAACAGUGGGAGCGACUCACCACGGAGACCGUCAUUCAGCUGUUAGGGAUUAUGUGCGUCCUUCUCGUGUGCUGGUCCCCUUUACUGGUACUGAUGCUGAGGAUGAUCUCCACCCAGGUCUCCUCCCACGAUUGCAACUCCAAAGUGGGGAUAUCCACCAACUCCUCUAGCCGGGACGUCAGCUUGGACUGCAACUUCUUCCUGACGGCGAUCCGCCUGGCCUCCCUCAACCAGAUCCUUGACCCGUGGGUCUAUCUGCUCCUCAGGGAGAUCCUCCUCCGCAAGUUCUGCAUCGUGGCCAACGCCGUGUCCAACUGCUCCCUGGAGGAUCGCAAGGAGAAUCGGAAUGCACUGGACGCGCUCAACAAGCAGAGCCAGGACAGCAGCAACCUUCAUAGAGCACAAAGUGGCUGAGACGACCUUUGACGUCAGAGAUGCUCUGGUGAGGCCGUGAAGCCAGGACAGAUUAGACGGAUGUGAAUGUGGACGCAGGACUGUCUUGGAAGAGGUGUGAGAAAGUAAAAAAAAAAGGAAUAUUUUGACACAGAAGGAUAUUGUGCAACGGGAGACAAGAGUAGUCCCUCUAAUGCAUUGUCAAUGAGAAGCAUUCUACUCAGCUCUGGGUGCAUUUGUUUUGCUUUCAACACAUUCCAUUCAAAGUCACCUAACCAGCAUGUGGACGCAUGACCGUGUCACUUCUUGCAUUCGGCUCCGGCGCGGCUGCCAGGAAUUCUCUCUUUGCUACUUUUCUGUUUUGAUAACAUCUCCCACGUGCAGCCGCUGAAUAUGUGUGACUUUAAACUGACUUAUAUGGAAGCGGUGCAUCUCAUCCUGCCUUUUUUUUAGUCUGUGAUCUGAGUCACUGCUUUCAACAACUUGAAGCCAUGAGCCAAUUUAAGGACAAAUCAAUGGCUGUUGUGAAUGUCUGUAAAUUGAAAAAAAACUGUGUAAAUUGCUCACAUGAAGUUGUAAAUAGCUUUGUUGUAUCUUACAUGAAAUGUUAUCGCUGGACAUUCAGAAGAAGAAAAAAAAACUGGAGCCAACUGUUUAUUUUAAGUAUUUAUUAAGAGUGUUGCUGUCGUGUGAGGUCAAGUUGUUUCUGAGCAAAAUGCUGGUGAUGGUUCCAGUCGGGAGUCGGCUGUUGUAAAUUUUAUAAUACACUGUACACGGUGUUCCUAGGCAACCAGCUGGGACUCUGAAAUGUGAAGCUUCUCAUUUGUCGCCAUGUGUUUUAGACGCGUUCAUGAUCUGUAACACGUCCUGACAAGGGGUCAAAUCUCACCAGCCAAAUCUUUCCUGGAAAGAAAAAAGAAACAUAAUUGCUGGAGUCUUAUGACCAGUCAUGUCAAAAUAAGUGGAGGAAUAGGUGCUGUUUGGAUAAAAUGAUGACCAGCAGAAAAUAUAAUGGAAAUCUAAAGGUCAUGUCCAAACUGUCCAAAACUCAAAACAGUACAAACUAUAAAAAGAUUAAAAAGCUUUUUUGGCAUGUUUGAAGCUGCUGAACACAGUUUUUUGUGGUUUUAGAAACCUCUUAACAAUGGAUUGUGGUCACAUUAAAAUAGUUCUGCCUGUGCAGAGGGUUGUAGCUGCAGCUACAGAAAGUUUAAACCAGCUAUAUAAAUUCGCCUCAUGCUUUUAAUCUGAUGGUGAUUAAUUUGGACGUUUUUAAUGUGUCCUUUGAUAUUCCAUCUUUUAUUUCUCUCUCAUCUCCCCAACUGUUCUUGUUGCGUUGAUGCUGAAUGAUCAUUUCCUUUCAUGUGUUCAGUGCAAUGUCUCAGAGGUCUCAGAUGAAAUCAAGGCAUGUUCUAAUGAGGUGCUUGUCUCCCAGCUGACUAAAUGUAAUUGACAAAGAGCGCUGGAAUCUAUUUCUUUUUACGGUGGUGUAAACAUUUUCGAUGGGGUCUUGUAUAACACCAU